Messenger RNA from Globicephala melas (long-finned pilot whale), 736 nucleotides. The record is from RefSeq and is a predicted model, not a curated record. NCBI's taxonomy places the organism in Eukaryota, Metazoa, Chordata, Mammalia, Artiodactyla, Delphinidae.
CGCCGCGCUCUAACCCGACCCUCCUCACCAGGGUUGAAACCUGGGCGCCUCCAAGAUGCUGGCUUACCACUCUCCCCUCAUGGACCCUGACACGAAACUCAUUGGAAACAUGGCACUGUUGCCUAUCAGAAGUCAGUUCAAAGGACCCGCCCCUAGAGAGACAAAAGAUACAGAUAUUGUGACUGAAGCUAUCUGUUACUUCAAGGCCAAUGUCUUCUUCAAAAACUAUGAAAUUAAGAAUGAAGCUGAUAGGACCUUGAUAUAUAUAACUCUCUACAUUUCUGAGUGUCUAAAGAAACUCCAAAAUUGCAAUUCUAAAAGCCAAGGUGAGAAAGAAAUGUAUACACUGGGAAUCACUAAUUUUCCCAUUCCCGGAGAGCCUGGUUUUCCACUUAAUGCAAUUGACGCCAAACCUGCGAACAAACAGGAAGAUGAAGUGAUGAGGACCUGCUUACAACAGCUGAGGCAAGAGACUGGACUGAGACUUUGGGAGAAAGUUUUUAACCCUCAGAAUGAUAAACCCAGCAAGUGGUGGACUCGCUUUGUGAAGAGACAAUUCAUGAACAAGAGUCUUUCAGGACCUGGACAGUAAAGGGAGCCUUGGGCAGACUGUCUCCACAGCUGUGGGCAGCAUUUACAGCAAGAUGUACACAGUUCUUUGCCUUUAUUUUGUCAAGUUUUAUACAGAGGAGAGAAGAGAGUGUGUCUUUAUUUGAAGAGCUCUUUAUCAAGAAUU